AUGUCCGACCUCGCGGGCCGCAAAGUCUUCAAGGUCUUCAACCAGGAAUUCAUCGUCGACGAGCGAUACACCGUCACCAAGGAGCUCGGCCAGGGCGCCUACGGUAUUGUCUGCGCCGCGCAGAACAACACUUCCCAAGAGGGCGUCGCCAUCAAAAAGGUCACUAAUGUCUUCAGCAAGAAGAUUCUCGCCAAGCGUGCGCUGCGCGAGAUCAAGCUGCUGCAGCACUUUAGAGGCCACAGGAAUAUAACAUGCCUCUACGACAUGGACAUCCCCAGGCCGGAGAAUUUCAAUGAGUGCUACCUCUACGAAGAACUCAUGGAGUGCGACUUGGCGGCCAUUAUCAGGUCCGGCCAGCCGCUGACCGACGCCCACUUCCAAUCCUUCAUCUACCAGAUCCUCUGCGGCCUCAAGUACAUCCACUCGGCCAACGUGCUGCACCGUGACCUGAAGCCGGGCAACCUGCUGGUCAACGCCGACUGCGAGCUCAAGAUUUGCGACUUCGGUCUUGCGAGAGGUUUCUCGAUGGACCCGGAGGAGAACGCCGGAUACAUGACCGAGUACGUCGCGACGAGAUGGUACCGCGCGCCGGAGAUUAUGCUCAGCUUCCAGAGCUACACCAAAGCCAUCGAUGUCUGGUCUGUGGGCUGUAUCCUCGCCGAGCUGCUCGGCGGCAAGCCCUUCUUCAAGGGUAGGGACUACGUCGACCAGCUCAACCAGAUCCUGCACUACCUCGGCACGCCCAACGAGGAUACGCUGUCGCGCAUCGGCUCGCCGCGGGCGCAAGAGUAUGUGCGCCACCUGCCGCGCAUGCCCAAGGUGCCCUUCGCCUCGCUGUUCCGCAACGCCAACCCCGACGCGCUCGACCUGCUCGACCGCAUGCUGGCGUUCGACCCGUCGUCGCGUAUUUCGGUCGAGGAGGCGCUGGAGCACCGCUACCUGCACAUCUGGCACGACGCGUCGGACGAGCCGUCGUGCCCCACGACGUUCGACUUCCACUUCGAGGUGGUCGAGGAGAUACCCGAGAUGAAGCGCAUGAUUCUGCAGGAGGUGCAGAAGUUCCGGCAGAUUGUGCGCGUGCAACCGCAGGUCGGUGCACCGGGCCAGGCAACGCAGCCGCAGGUGCCCAUCCCAGAUAAUUACGACCCCAGGGCUUACGAGGACCCGCGCCCGCACGAGGCCAACGCCGCGAUGCGCGACGCGGGCUUGGAGCAGGAGCUGCAGGCCGGCAUGGACAGGAGAUGA
Molecule: messenger RNA, 1245 nt
Organism: Aplosporella prunicola CBS 121167
Lineage: Eukaryota; Fungi; Ascomycota; Dothideomycetes; Botryosphaeriales; Aplosporellaceae
Exons: 6
Coding region: 1-1245 (414 amino acids)
Biological process (GO): intracellular signal transduction; protein phosphorylation
Cellular component (GO): cytoplasm; nucleus
Molecular function (GO): MAP kinase activity; ATP binding
Source: RefSeq, a predicted model, not a curated record